AUGACUGUAAAAAAGACAGCCCGGACCGGCGGCUUCGCAGCUAUAGUUGCAAGACAAAAAUUACACAGCACAAACCAACAGCUAGACAUCCUUUCUAUAUCUAAAACAUCCGCACAUCAAAACUACAAUAUCGUGGUCGGUUUUAACGAAAAAGAUCAACUCCAAUUACUAACAAAAGAAGACAUCAGCGAUGAAGACAAAAAGCUGAUCAAAGAUUACACAGAGCUAAAGACAACAAAAUGCGAAAACGUCUCAAUUGAUGAAAUAUCAAACUGUGUAAAUAUUGAGAACUAUCCUAAUUGUGAGAAUACUCUAGUCUUUCACAUAACCAAAAAUGUCAACAGGGAAGCGAUAGCAUUGAAAUUUGAAAACGAACAGGACUUCAAAAGGAUAUACUUUACAUACAAAUAUUUUAAGAUGCGGAACCGACUGACAAAAAACUCGAGCAAUUACUCGAGCAGCGAGAGUUUAUUUUCAAAAAAGAAAACAUACGACAUUUUCAACAAUAGAAAAAACAGUAUGGAUGACUAUAGUUUAUAUGAUAAAGGUCGGACUGAGUACGAUUUAAUGCAGACUGUUGACAAUGACGGUGUUACACAUAUAUCAGUGCAACAAAAGAAUUUAAACACACGAUUCGAUCAGCCAUUGAGUCUGAUUGGUAUAAGAAACGAUAUCAAUGAUAUUGGAGAAAUAGACAGUAUAAUAUAUACAGAUAUUGAAAUACCAAUUAAAUCUGACAGGAAGAGGUUAUUUCAUAAGAAAUCUAAAGCUCCAUUACCUCCAGCUUUAAAAGAUAAUCAGCCAAAAGUGUUGAAAGGAGAAUUUGUGCGCGUGAAUGUUGAUCGAGUGCCCGACAUAAUACCGAAGGAAAACAAACUGAACAAGGUACCGGAUAUUCUCAUGUUCAGAGAAAAUAACAAGAGUAAAAAGAACGCAACGGGUAAUGUCUGGCCAUGUAGUAAUAAAGUGACCGGCUACGAGUCAGAUUGCGAGGAGUGGAAGAGCAGCCGAUCCCAGUUCUCAACAACAGCGUUUGACAGCCUUGCAAGACCAACUAAAAUGGCAAUGGCUCUCACUCUUCGAAAACCCCAAAGAUUGGAACCUGUGCCCCAGUAUUAUAGGCUGUCGAGUGAACAAAAGCCAAAAUUGACACCGAUGCCAUUCCGCCCGAGUAACUUCAUCCAAAGACCACCUCGUCUACCAAGACCGAACACAGACAUGAAAAGAAACAUGCUGAAUACGGAUCAUCGGAAAUUUACUUCUUUACAGAGCUUGGAAAUGCCUAAGAAAUUAUGUGAACAGAAAAAACCAGUUGAUCCUAAGAAGAAUUAUUCAAAUAUUUCACACAGAAUAACCGGCUUAACAAACAAAUUAAGGGAUCUUGGUAAUCCUAGUAACACGAUUGGUAGAUUUAAAGCUCAGUCUCACGGAGACGUUGCAAAUUUAAAGCCAGUAUUAAAGACGGGUCAAGAUGGAGCAAAGAGGUCCGUUGUGAGGACCUGCAGCGCCGAACCACCAAAGAAAGUCACGUUCAGUGCAUUCGCCACAGUCCAGUGUUGUGAAAACCACCGAUACGAAGUCACCAUGUCCCUGGUAGCGCAAGCCUUCCAGUCCAGCAAGAUUGUGCCCGAUGUCAUCCCGACAGCGCCGACAGUCAACAUUCAGUUGAAGUACCCGAGCGGUGCGAUCGCGUCUCAGGGCAAUGAGCUGACUCCAACGCAGGUGAAGGAUCAGCCCAGCGUAUCCUUUGAGGCUGAUCCCAACUCCUAUUACACACUCAUCUUCACAGACCCUGACAACUAUGAUGGUCCCGAGCAAGUGUACCGCGAAUGGCACCACUGGCUAGUUGUAAACAUCCCUGGAGGCGACGUGUCCAAGGGUGAUGUGCUGUCUGGUUACAUCGGCUCAGGACCUCCCCAAGGCACCGGCAUCCAUAGAUAUGUGUACAUUGUAUACAAACAACCAGGGAAACUGAAUUUCAACGAAUCUGUAUUAGACAAUAAAUCCAUCAACGGUCGUGCCGCAUUCUCCACGAAGAAAUUCGCCGAGAAAUACAAUCUAGGAGCGCCUGUUGCAGGAAACUUCUACCGCGCACAGUUCGACGACUACGUGCCCCUCCUUUACAAGAGCUUGGGCGCUUAA
Messenger RNA from Arctia plantaginis, 2142 nucleotides. The record is from the annotation of a GenBank genome assembly. NCBI's taxonomy places the organism in Eukaryota, Metazoa, Arthropoda, Insecta, Lepidoptera, Erebidae.